UAGAAAUUUUUACACUAAAAAUACAAAAGGCUAACUUUAUUACAUAUAUACUACAACACGGUAAAAGCAACUUUUAUACACUUUAAGUUUAUUUUAUUACACUUUUACCACUUGCACACACAAUCUCUAUUUCAUUUCAUUUCAGCCAUUAUUGAAGUAGGAAGAAAUUACUCGAGAUAACAAUGGCAGACGAAGAGACCUCCGCCAUAACCCCUCCGUCUUCAAACACAGUCUCAGAUCAAGACUCAACAAUGGAGGCUCCGGCGAAUGAGUCCCUAGAAUCGACCACCACAAAGAAGCCGAGCAGCCAAGCCACAUUCAGUAUAUGGCCACCGAGCCAGCGCACUCGAGACGCCGUGGUGAACCGUCUCAUUGAGACCCUUUCCACCCCUUCCGUUCUCUCUAAUCGCUACGGUACCACUCCUCCCGAAGAAUCCUCCUACACCGCCCGCAUCAUUGAAGAGGAGGCCUUUUCAUCCGCCGCUAGCUCCGCUUCUGCCUCCGAGGAUGAUGGCAUUCAGAUUCUCCAGGUUUACUCCAAGGAGGUCAGUAAGCGAAUGCUUGAUGUCGUCAAAGCUAGGGCUGCCGCCUCCUCCUCCUCUGCUGAUGGUGCUUCACAGCCCGAAACUGGGGGUUCCGUUGAUUCGAAUGUUGAGAAUAACGAGGCAUCUUCUUGAUCUGUCUAUCUCUAGUGAUUCUGAGCUUUUAUUUUACAAUCCAAUGCAUAUUAGGUUCUUCUUCUUAUAAGUUCUAGGGGUUUUUUUUUUUGUUUAUUUUCAUUGAUUGUUCUUUGUCAGAUAUUGGUUAAAUUGGAGUUGAAUUUCAGGAGUUUCCCUUGUGCAGAGCUGUUAUAAUCAAAAGUGUUGUUUUGUGUUUGACCUUUAA
Cannabis sativa is the source of this 885-nucleotide messenger RNA. Its product is annotated as MFP1 attachment factor 1-like. NCBI's taxonomy places the organism in Eukaryota, Viridiplantae, Streptophyta, Magnoliopsida, Rosales, Cannabaceae. The transcript has a single exon. The record is from RefSeq and is a predicted model, not a curated record. Bases 183 to 677 code for a protein of 164 amino acids. Gene Ontology annotation, biological process: lateral root development; mitotic cell cycle.